AUGACGACUCUUGACUAUUCUGAUGUUCCCCUCGGGCCAAAUGAAAUCCGUCUGGUCUCACUAGAAAUCUCGGCCGAAGACGUCGCUCAGGCCAAAUGGAAAAUCCGGGUUGCAAACUUGGCUGAUGAGUCGACCAGCUACUACGCCGUGUCGUAUAGAUGGGGAGCACCUCUCCUCGAGGGCCGCUUCAAGACUAUGACCAACGAGCCCGUCUCGCCGGUCCAGUUCAACAACAGCGUUGUGAAGGUUACCGAGAAUCUCUACGACUUCUUGGAUCAAGUAAAGUCUGAUGAACAGUUGAAAGAGAAAGAGUUCUGGAUUGAUGCUAUAUGUAUCAAUCAAAGCGAUCCCAAGGAGCGAAGCCACCAAGUCAGCACCAUGAUGGCCCGAAUUUACCGGUCAGCGACCUGCGUUAUUGCGUGGCUUGGAGACGCAGACUUGCACACGGAGCGAGCUUUCGACCACUUGAGUAAACUCGCUGAAUCCACGACCCUGCCACCACCAGUCGGAACGAAAAGGUCGUCGACCAAUCAGAGUGACUCAGUGGACUUUGACAGUUACCAGUCCUCCUGGAAAUCAACUGCCAAGCUUUUCGAGCGGACGUAUUGGAACAGAUCCUGGAUCAUCCAAGAGCUCGUGUUGCCAGAUAAAGUCACUGUGCGCUGCGGAAAGUAUUCAGCAGACUGGAGCGUUCUUUCCAAAGCAUCCCACAACAUCUCUACGAGUACUUGGAGAGAAUUCUUCUUCAAUGAAGCUACGGGGAUAGGAUCACUUGGGUCAGAUGCGAAGACGGCUCGCAUACCGCAACGUAAUUAUGGUAUUCCCACCAUUCUCAAGGCAACGAAGGCAUCGAUGGCAACAGAACACUGGACAAAUGUUCUCUUGUACACGCUUAUUAGGUCCCGGGAUUUCGAGGCAACCAAUUGGGAGGAUAAAGUGUAUGCUCUUAUGGGACUCAUCGAAGAUUCUGUCGACAUUGGGAAAACGCCGCUUUUGCGUCCUGAAUUUGGAGAGGAUUCCAGCGCGGCACAGACGUAUCUCAAAACCGCGAUUCAACUUCUCCGCGAUUGCGAGGAACUUCUUAUACUCUCCUGCGUUGAGGGCAGAUCCUUCCAAAAGGUCAAGAUCAAUGGCGAUACUCUCCCAUCCUGGGUGCCCGACUGGAGUGAGCAUGCACGCCUCGGUCUUGGAGUUACUGGGUACAAGAGAUAUUCUGCAGACGCGUGCUUCGUCCCGCCUGGUACUCAUCUCCUUCGGGAGGAGAAAUUAGCUAGAUGGCCUGCAGUUGUCAACGAAGAAAGCCUCACCGUUUCCAUUGGUGGCCUCAAAGUCGACGAAAUUUCAUUUCGCGCAGAGCCAAAGCGCGAUAUCCAAAAGGGGGAGCCGUUUCCACGACUUUUGAGCAUGCUGCUGUCCCUCCCAACCCGGUAUCAGACGACGGAAGAAGACCUAUGGGAGGCGUUUUGGCGAACUCUCAUCGUCAAUACUGGAUCAGAGAACCUGCAAGAGGGAGAUACCGUCUGGGUAGUGCCGAGGUCUCGGUGGGUGGUGCGUAUGUUCAUGGAUUCAUGGACGGUCGAGCGCUUUUAG
This is a messenger RNA of Clonostachys byssicola, 1590 nucleotides long. The record is from the annotation of a GenBank genome assembly. NCBI's taxonomy places the organism in Eukaryota, Fungi, Ascomycota, Sordariomycetes, Hypocreales, Bionectriaceae.